AUGUCCGACGUCCCACCAACCCAGUCCAUUCCCAAACCAGAGGAACCUAAAGAACCACAAUUCCAAUUCCAAUCUCAGUCCAAGAGAGACCAAGAGUUCGAAGAAGGUCUGAACCGUUUACGCAAAGAGUAUGCUACAGCUCCAAUUGAGAGAAAGUUGUUCCCGGACCCAAAAAUAUAA
Molecule: messenger RNA, 180 nt
Organism: Trichomonas vaginalis G3
Lineage: Eukaryota; Parabasalia; Trichomonadida; Trichomonadidae
Exons: 1
Coding region: 1-180 (59 amino acids)
Source: RefSeq, a predicted model, not a curated record